GGUUGUAUCUCCCGCUUGUAGGGGUUCAAAGUAUUGAAUAUUAUUUUGGUACUUUGUUUCUCCUUCCCCCAAAAGCCCAAGUCAGUCAGUCAGAUCUUCUUCUUCUUCUUCCCUGGAUCGAUCGUAAACCCUAGGCGAAUGGAGUCUUUGGGCAAUGGGACAUUGGAUGUUUCAGUCACCAAAAAAUUCGGGCAGCGGGUCCAGAAGAAGGAAUCUGAGGAGAAGAAAAGAUGCAGUCCGCGGCUAAGAGAAAUCCAUGAGAGUAAAAGACCUUAUUACGGGCCCCCUCGCAAACACCACCCACCAAUUCUUUUGGAGGGCCUGGAUGCUGCUGCUGAAACUCCUUCCGCUCAAUUGAGUGCAUUUUCUUAUGUGCCUCAUACCCGAACUGAUAAAGCAAGGGUCAAAAAAGCUCUUAGAAUAUACAACAAAUAUUACCUUCACUUUUUUCAGCAGGAAGAAUAUGCAUGUGAAAAUGACACCAUACCACUUGCAAAACAUCUUGAUCUCAAGCAGAAAGAGGGUGUAUGUGAAAUUGGGGGUAAGCGUCCUGAUUUGAAGGCCAUCUCUAAGAUGAUAGAGUGUAAUGAAGUCUUGUUUCCUACAAAAAGAUUUGGUCACUUGCCUGGUAUUGAUGUCGGUUAUCAGUUUUAUUCACGAGCAGAAAUGGUUGCUUUAGGUCUUCAUAGUCACUGGCUUAAUAGCAUUGAUUAUAUGGGAGUAUCUUGCAAAAUAACGAAUAACAAUUUAUAUCACUAUCUCCUUGUACAGGAGGAGUUCAAAGGGUACACUUUUCCAAUAGCCAUAGCUAUUGUAUUAUCUGGUGAAUAUGAAGAUAACUCUGAAGAUAUUGUUUAUACUGGUGAAGAUGGAAAUAGAUUUACGGGUAGUGAACAUCAAGAGAUGUCAUGUGGUAAUUUGGCUUUAAAGAACAGUAUGAAACAAUCUAUACCUGUCAGGGUUAUUCGGGGUCAUGCAGGUGACAAUCACUUGAAAAUAUACACUUAUGACGGCCUCUACAAGGUUUCUGAAUGCUGGCCUGCAGAAGGUGUGUCUGGUUUUGUUGUAUACAAGUAUCUCCUGAAACGGCUUGAAGGACAGCCUAAAUUGACAAGCAAUCAGGUCGAGUGUAGCAAUGGGCGUUCAAGGGUUCCUGCCAAAGCGCCCCUGAUGGUGUGCCUGGAUAUAAGUGAAGGUCAAGAAGAUGUGCAUAUACCUGUUGUCAAUACAAUUGAUGAUACCACUAUUACUGGAUUUACGUAUACCAAGUAUAACCAAAUUUUGAGCAAUCUGAAACUCCCUCCAAAUGCGGAUGGAUGUGAUUGCAAAGGAUCUUGUAAAAAUCCCAAGAGGUGUUCUUGUGCUAGACUUAACGGUGUUGAUUUUCCAUAUGUACGAAGCAACGGGGGGAGAUUGAUUGAAGCAAAGGACGUUGUGUUUGAAUGUGGACCAAACUGCGGAUGUGGACCUGGUUGCAUCAACCGCAUAUCGCAGCAAGGGAUAAAAUAUCAACUUGAGGUUUUCCGUACUAGUGAUAGAGGGUGGGCUGUGAAGACCAAAGACUUUAUCCCAUCAGGUGCACCAGUAUGUGAAUAUAUUGGAGAGCUUAGGAGGACAAAUGAGCUGGACAGUGUUGCUGAAAAUGACUAUAUAUUUGAAAUUGAUUGCUGGCAAACGAUCAAGGGGAUCGGAGGAAGAGAGAGGAGGCUGGGAGAUGUAUUUGACUUGGGAAGAAGAGAUGAAAAGGAAUUUGCUGAGCCUGAGUUUUGCGUAGAUGCGGGGCGUAUUGGUAAUGUUGCGAGGUUCAUCAACCACAGCUGUGAUCCAAACCUUUUUGUACAGUGUGUUUUAAGCUCACACCAUGACUUAAAACUAGCAAGAAUAGUUCUGUUUGCUUCUGAUGAUAUAGCCCCCAUGCAGGUAGGAACUUACAUAUGACUACGGUUAUGCCCUUGAUAGCGUUGUAGACAAGAAUGGGAAGGUAAGGAUGCUGCCAUGUCAUUGUGGGACUUCAGAAUGUAGAAAGAGAUUGUAUUAAGGAUGAUGAUCAUGAUGAUGCUUCUUCUAUCUUUUGUAUUGCUACUGCCAUCAUUUAUGUUAACUGUAGACUGGCUGGCUGGCUAUCCAUUUAUUUAUUUUAUCCUA
Molecule: messenger RNA, 2145 nt
Organism: Helianthus annuus (common sunflower)
Lineage: Eukaryota; Viridiplantae; Streptophyta; Magnoliopsida; Asterales; Asteraceae
Product: histone-lysine N-methyltransferase, H3 lysine-9 specific SUVH4
Exons: 15
Coding region: 139-1938 (599 amino acids)
Cellular component (GO): nucleus
Molecular function (GO): zinc ion binding; protein binding; histone methyltransferase activity
Source: RefSeq, a predicted model, not a curated record